This is a messenger RNA of Hymenoscyphus albidus, 1537 nucleotides long. The record is from the annotation of a GenBank genome assembly. NCBI's taxonomy places the organism in Eukaryota, Fungi, Ascomycota, Leotiomycetes, Helotiales, Helotiaceae.
AUGUCGGAGCCCUUCGAUGACCAGGCUUUCAACUUCAAUGAUUGGAUGAACCUCCCGGAGGACCAAUCAUUCAUGGAUCUUGAUCCCAGCUUUGAUUCAAUGCUGCCUGUUGAGGGCGGGAUGGAUCUUGGCGGGUGAGUUUUUUUUUAGUACUUGCUAACAAAAAGGGUGUCAGGCGGCUCAGGGACAUGCGAGCCGCCACAUGGGCCCCAUUGGUCAAUUCAGAUCAUAGGAAUAAAAUCCAAUCCAGUGUGGAAAGUGCUACCCAGAGCCAGCCUCCUGCUUUAGCUGCAAAAGAAAUGUAUGUUUAGCUCAAAGACCCAAGGCCUAACUUCAACCGAACUUAUGCUCUGAAUAGAUUCAUUCAGGCCUGCGUAUCAUGUAACGAAGUCUUUGAAGGCGCAUCAGAGUACCAUGCCCAAUACUUCCUGCUCAGUCACGCAAAAAAAGCAAGCCAUGCAGGGCUCGCUUGCUCUAUUCGCGGCUGCGAUCAGGUAUUUCUCGACUACCGAGAGCGAGAUGCCCAUCAGAAAAGACCUCAUACGCUUGGCCAUGGACGGCGCCCAACGGCAGCACCACACGACUGUAUUCAGUGCGGAGGAUCCUCGUCUUCAAAGGCUGAUCUUCUUCGGCAUGCUAAAGAACAACAACACCAGCCUUACGCAUGCGAAUGUGGUGCAUCUUUCUCUAGAUUAGAUGUUCCGAAUCGACAUCUUGACAAAUUCAGCGACGAAGAACCCAAAUAUCCGUGCAAGUACUGUAAGCGUCACCGUGGACCAGAGGGCUUCAGGCGCCACGAUCACCUCCUUCAACACAUGCGCAAUUAUCACCACCAUGAUAUAGAAAGCAAAAACAUAUUGAAAUACUCAUUCCCGGUUUGUUCUUAUCCCGAAUGCCCGGAGUACCGCGAUGAUUCGUUCACGAAGAUGUCAAGAAAGGAGCAGGACCAAAACAAGCCAUCUUCUUCCAGAUCCGCGUACACCAAACACAUGCGUGAUGCUCACAAUGAGACGCCGUAUCCUUGUGAUAUUCCUGGAUGCCUCCGUGUGGGAAGGAAGGGGUAUUUCAGAGAGAAGGAUCUCAUAAAGCAUCGCAAGGACGAGCACCCAGGAAGCGAUGCAUAUCAGGUUAUAUCACGACCUAUGCGCACCAAUUGUCUUGGUUGCGGCGUUUCGUUGGAUCCCUCUUCUCUGAAUCACCAUCCUUGCACUUGGAAAAGGAACAAGUGAGAUCAUAGGCCAUUUUAUUUUCUUGGUGGAUUCUUGAUUCAGUUAUUUCCUGAUAGUUUAUUCUUCGCGGAAUCUUGUAUUCUUUACUGUGUAUCUUCUCCUUGCAUUUGACAACGUAUUUCUUAUCUACUUAAGUUCCAAAACACCAAAAAAGUUGAAACAUUUCUGAUCUACAAUCAGUAACGACAUCAUGUUUCUCUGGUCGCUGUCUUCUUUUCUGCUACAAUUGUCAUGUCUACAUUCCACUCGGAAGUUUCGAAACACCAAAAAAAGUUGAAAAAUAGUCAAAUAAAAAUCAGUAACGACCA